AAAAAACACAAGUAAAUUAACUUUCUUUUUGCCUUCUGACCAAGAAAAAGAUUCGACAGGAGGAGAAAAAAGUAGUGAUUUUCUUUUUUUUUUUGGUUUCGUAGACGAAUUGGGAAAAAUGGCUCUAAGCUUUGGUUUGAUUUGAAUGUUAGUUAUUUUCCGACAAUAAGAAGAAAAUAAAGUAAAAAAAAAUGUUUGCUGUUCGGCGUCUUCUUCUUUCCUGCAAACAAGGUGCGAAUCAGGCGGCCAGUUUUCUCCGAGGGUCAUCUAGAAGAACUCAGUCAUUCAAUUACAGUCAAUCGACAAGACAGGGGGGGACACAUGGAAGGACAGAUCUUAAACCUCAGUUGCCUUUCGGAACCGCUCAGACUUACUCUCGCUCGCGUGCUCGUUAUGCUGCUCCAGCACUAGCGCUUGGGUUUACUGGAUUCUUAGCCUUUCUUCAUUACAACGACGAAAGGAGAGCUGUUCCUAAAGGUCAACCAAGCAGGAGCAAUAGUAGCGGUUGUGGCUGUGGUUCUAAUACAACAGUCAGAGGUCCUAUUAUCGGAGGUCCGUUCACGCUUAUGAGUACACAGAACAAGGUUGUUACUGAGAAAGACUUGCGUGAUAAAUGGGUUCUCCUCUACUUUGGUUACUCUUUUUCCCCUGAUGUUGGACCUGACCAGCUUAAGAUGAUCUCCAGAGCUGUUGAUAAACUAGAGUCUAAUCAUGACCAGAAGAUUCUGCCUGUCUUUGUCACUCUUGACCCUGUACGAGAUACGCCUUCUCAUCUCCAUGCUUACUUGAAAGAAUUUGAUGAUAGAAUACUUGGAUUGACUGGAUCAGCAAGUGCAAUGAGGCAAAUGGCGCAGGAGUAUCGUGUUUAUUUCAAGAAGGUUCAAGAAGAUGGAGAUGAUUACCUCGUUGAUACUUCUCACAACAUGUACUUGUUGAAUCCGAAGAUGGAGGUUGUGAGAUGCUUUGGAGUUGAGUACAAUCCAGAUGACCUCGCACAAGAAGUUCUUAAAGAAGUUACUGCCCUUUCACAAUGACCAAACACUAAAGAGAGAUGUUCACAGAAUGAAACACUAAGUUCCCUUUUAGUUUUAUUCCUUCUAUUGGUCAAAUUUUCUUAGACAUUUAGCUAGUCCUUUGGUCAUGCAAUGCAACUAUGGUUCUGGCGAGUUGAUCUGAUAGUAGCAAUUUAUUCAUCUUCCUCCUCUCAGAGUGGGCGUAGUAAAUGGGCUUCUUUCAUUUCUGUAGUUCUUUGUGGCUUAUGUUAUAAAAAACAAUAUUGGAAAUUA
Raphanus sativus (radish) is the source of this 1286-nucleotide messenger RNA. Its product is annotated as protein SCO1 homolog 2, mitochondrial-like. NCBI's taxonomy places the organism in Eukaryota, Viridiplantae, Streptophyta, Magnoliopsida, Brassicales, Brassicaceae. The record is from RefSeq and is a predicted model, not a curated record. The transcript is spliced from 7 exons. Bases 192 to 1034 code for a protein of 280 amino acids. Gene Ontology annotation, biological process: mitochondrial respiratory chain complex IV assembly.